AAGAGUGUGUGUGAGUGCACAUUUCGGUAAAUAAUAAUAAUAAUUAAAAAAAAAAACAAGAGAAAAAGUUGUUAAGGUUUAUUCUCAUAAGAAAAAGGAGGGAAACUUUUUUAUUAUUAUUUUUUUUUCUUUUCUUUUUUUUUUUUUUCCCCUGGCGGAAUAAAGGCAGGAUGUCUGUAAAUGAUCAUCUCGAGGGGAUAUUGUCGGAUUUUGAGGCCUUGAAGAGGUCCUUUGACAUUGAUGACACGGACGAGAUCCCCACAUUUUCUCCAGCCUCUACAGUUACAUCUCCCAUCAGCCCAAGCUCAAUCCUUAACAAGGCUAAUGAAGCGCGGAGUCCAGGUGGUCUCAUGUCUCCCACUUACCGCUCGAGGAUCAGUCUAAGCACUAGUCCUGCUCAGAGCCCGCCCAUAAAGAAUAGGAUGGUGUCUAGUCUGUCCUUCAAUCGAGGCACCAUGGGAAAGCCCACUAUCACCUCUAACACUGGAAUCAACCGUGCAUCCUCCUUCCAGAACAAAUUCAACCCCAAUGGCUUUAAUUCAUCCAUCCACGGGCCUGGUAGCGAUAACGACAGCCUUCACAGUUCUUCUUCUAGCCUGGAGUACCAAGCAUCUUCUAAAAUGAGCUCCUACACAAGUCCUUCACAGAGCCCCAUGGGAGUGGUUGAGUACAAGGUCCAGCGUUUGGGCAGCCCUGCCUUGAAGAAGUUCUCCUCCCAUGGGAAUGUGUUCCAUUCAGAGCUGGAGGGUCCUCUGGUGAUCCCCACAGAGCAAUUAAGUAUAAGCCAUGGCUCCAUGCCAUCACUGGAUCUCCAGAUGGCAGAGAGUGGAGGAACGAGACGUGUAGUGUCCCCGGGAACAAGAUAUCCCAGUUCUGCUGUUACCUGGAAUGCAUAUCGUCUCCAGAACAAUGGCCAUGUCGGAAAAGAUCCGUCCAUCAACAACCAGCCCCCCAAAACCAAAGAGCUUGCACGACUCAAUAAAUUCCCUCUUGAUCUCGACAACAUUGUGGUCAAAAAACAGACAGAAGGCCCUGUGACACCUAAACCUCCGGCGGGGUUUCACCCAGUCUCCACCAGCCCUACUAUAUCUGAAAGCACCUCUGCCUCUGUUAGUAGCUUAGACAGUGCAGAUCUAUCCAUGGUUCACACCUCCACCAUGGAGAAAAGAGAGCUGGACUCCCCGUCAGCAGCCAUCCCAGUGCCAAACAUAAGUGAGUCCCCUGUCCUGCUGUCCCCUGCCCAGACCCCUCGCUUUAACCUGGUCUCUCAGCCUCAAAUGGUCCAGAUUGCUCCGGCAACAUCUCCUGCUCCCACACAGGUGAACACUGUCAGUAGUCCUCCACAAAAUGAGCCUCCGACCAAAGACAGUGUGGGUUCCAUUCUCCAGAGGAUUGCCUCUUUCUCCAAAGUGGAGGUUAAAGCACCCAAGCCCCACCCAGGCUCUGUCACCUCCCUCAGCAAUGGCAUCAAGGGUAUUAAGAGAGAGACCAUGGCAGUACAAUCCAAAGAGCUCAAGAAAUCAGAAGUCCCCCAGUUUGAUCCCGCCCUGAGGCUGAUCCCGAGUAACCCUCACACAAGCGCCCACUCAUCAGGGAACAAAGAGACGGUGCAGGAGCUGGACCUGGAGCUGGAACAGCCCGUCCGGAUGGAGGAGGAGACGGGGGUAGAGCUCCAGGUGGAGGAGGAACAUGAGGUUAAGAAGGAGAGCCCUUGCGUCGUUGGGCCCAACACGCAGGGCGUCAUCAGAGGCAGUGACCUCUUCGGCUACGUAGGCAUCGAGGCCGUACUCGAUCAGAUGAAACGCAAGACCAUGAAGUCUGCCUUUGAGUUCAACAUCAUGGUGGUCGGUCAAAGCGGCCUGGGAAAAUCGACACUGGUGAACACGCUGUUUAAAUCCAAGGUCAGCCGUAAGUCGUGCACUCCCAAUUACGAGGAGAAGAUCGCCAAGACCGUCCACCUGCAAUCAAUCAGCCACAUCAUCGAAGAACGGGGAGUGAAAAUGAGGCUCACGGUUAUCGACACGCCCGGAUUCGGAGACCAGAUCAACAACGAGAACUGCUGGGAGCCCAUCAUUACGUACAUCAAUGAGCAGUACGAGAAAUACCUGAAGGAAGAGCUACACGUCAACAGGAAGCGAAGGAUCCCAGACACUCGCGUCCAUUGCUGCGUCUACUUCCUGCCAGCCACAGGCCACCGGUUGCGCCCAAUCGAUGUGGAGUUCAUGAAGAGGUUGGGGAAGAUCGUCAGCAUCGUACCUGUGAUCGCCAAAGCCGACACGCUAACCAUGGACGAGAGGCUAGAGUUCAAGCAAAGGAUAAGACAGGAUCUUCUGAGCCACGGUAUUCGCGUGUACCCGCAGAAGGAAUACGACGAGGACGCUGAGGAUCGGAUACUCAACGACAAGAUCAGGGAAAACAUCCCAUUUGCGGUUGUAGGAACAGAUAAAGAGCACCAGGUGAAUGGCAACAAGGUCUUGGGUCGGAAAACCAAAUGGGGAAUCAUUGAAGUCGAAAAUGUCGAGCAUUGUGAGUUUGCCAACUUGAGAGACCUUCUGAUUAGGUCCCACCUUCAAGACCUGAAGGACGUCACUCACUACAUCCACUACGAGACAUACCGGGUGCGGCGGCUGAACGAGAGCAACGCCAGCGGGCUCGGAUUCUCCGUUCACACUCUGGAGAACGGUACAGCAGAGAAGAACGACGCAGAGAGCCAGCUUUAAACACACACACACACACACACACACACACCCCAAUCCUGCGUAGAUGAUGAUGGCAAGAUGAUCACAAAAGAUUUCUUCUAGAUGUAAAGACGUAAAGACUUUUCUGCAUUUAAACGUCAUAUAUGAGUCUAUUUUUUAAGAGGAGUCUAUAUUGUGGGUGGGAUGUUUUUUUUUGGGGGGGGGGGUAUAAAAAGCCUUAGAAAAUGUUGAUGAUAAUAAUGAUGAUGAUGAUGAGGAAGUACAAUAGAAGUGACAGGCGUGUAGGAAGAGGGACAUUCCUCUUUCCUCAUGCUGAGGAUUUCAGUCCCUUUAAUUUCUCUUGUGUUUUAAAAGAAAAGUAAAAUUAGACAAACUAUUUUUGUUACCGUGCUUGCUUUUGAAAAGUUUCCUUUUCUUUGUUGUUGUUGUUGUUGUUGUAAUUUUCUAACAGAGCUAUUUUAAAUGAAAAGAAAGCAAUAUCACCAAAUGUUUUUAUUUUUAAUCUUCAGUUUUUUUUUCUAUCAGUCUCAACAGUUCUUCAAUAAUGAAAAAAAAAAUCAUUUGAAAUACAGCUAAAAGAAAAAAACAAACAUUACACCAGUAAUUAUGUGCUCACCGUUUUUUUUUUCAUCAAAGGUACACAUUUUUAUACACACUGUCUGUUAUUGUGACUUUUUUAUUUUUAUUACAUGAAAGCUACUGUACAUACUCAUGUUGUUUUUUUUCUAUCAUUUUGUUUUAAUAAUAACGCAACAUGUACUAACAGCUCCGUCAUGUCCUCGUUACAUAUAAUAAUAUUCAUGUUAAACGCCAUUGAUUUACGAUUAAAAGAUUGUCACUGUUGA
Clarias gariepinus (North African catfish) is the source of this 3544-nucleotide messenger RNA. RefSeq names its product septin 12 (gene septin12). Lineage: Eukaryota; Metazoa; Chordata; Actinopteri; Siluriformes; Clariidae. The coding region runs from base 171 to 2720 and encodes 849 amino acids. The transcript has 12 exons. Gene Ontology annotation, cellular component: cell division site; microtubule cytoskeleton; septin complex. The record is from RefSeq and is a predicted model, not a curated record. Gene Ontology annotation, molecular function: GTP binding; molecular adaptor activity; GTPase activity. Gene Ontology annotation, biological process: cytoskeleton-dependent cytokinesis.